AUGGGCGGCACCGCGAACCCGGCGGGGGUCGCCGACUUCAGUCGGCUUGAGUCAAAGAAAACCCCCGAUAGCAUGAGUAUUGUCGAUGACGCAACGUCGCCCACCACAACAUUGUCAAAGGCGCCAAAAGAAGGGGGUAGCGUAGGGAAAGCAAGAAUAGAGCAGCAUUCUAGGGAUUCUUCAGCCCCAUCUGUAGCCGAGGCUGUGGUGAACCACGAAAAUGAAGCAAAAGCCGAAAAUGGGGUUACACAGCUGGUCAGCAACAAUGACGACCUCCCGAAGACCAGUCCUCCUGCGGAUCAACAACAGCCGACCGAAUCACCCGCCGAAGCUCAACCGACCAGCAUCGUUGAACCUGCACCGCAAAAGCCAGCUUCCGGCUGGUUCUCAUGGCUGGGCUGGUCGUCGAAUCCAGAAACUACUGCGUCGAAGCAUGAGCCGGUCUCUGAGCCUUCUACACAGAAUAUUGGGGACCCCGCUGUUGUUGGCGCGAACUCUUCACAAACCGCAGCCCCUGAAGCCAAUAAGGCUGAGCAAUGCACCGUGCAGGCUACAUCGCAGCUCGAGCGGAGGGAUGAAACCCCUUCCCAAGUCUCUCCUCAAGAUCAUUCCCAAGCCCCAGAACAGGAGUCAACACCAAUGGCUCCCAAAAGUUCAUGGUUUUGGUCUUGGUCGUAUAGUUACUGGGCUGCCCCUACGCCCUCCGCUACAUCAGCACAAGCAGAACAGUCGCCAGGGACCGAACAAUCACAGGACACAAAACAGCCACAGACUGUUGUUCCCCUUUUGUCUCCCCAGGAGCAACCCAAAGAUAGAGUUGUCGAGGAGCAUUCCACUGCUAAACCCAGCUCAGAGACACCUGCUCCGCGAUCUAGGUCGGGAACCACAUGGGCCUUCUGGUCUCGCGAUACAGGCUCUGGGUUAAAGAAGGGAGCUGUUCAGCGAGGUGAACAAGGUCAACUGGCUGUUAUGGGAGAGAGUUCAGAAACACAUCCCAGGAUAGUCAACUCUGUGGAUGUCAAGGGGAAUGAGGCUCCGGUGAAAGAACCUACACUGAAGGCCGGCCAGAAGGAUCAGCAAAAGGACCAGAAGAAGGAACAAAAGAAAGACCAACAUAAGGACCAACAGAAAGAUCAGCAGCAGGCGAAGGUUGAUGCUUCUGCUCCCUCACAAGACGUUCCUAAGCCAGCCACCCGGGAAACAUUUAAGUCAAGCAACAAACGUGGCCGUGUGCAGUCAACGGAGGCUGUCCCUGAUGCCUCUAUCCCCGUUCCUCCCAGCCCUCCGAAACCGGAUGCUGCAGCCCAGUCUGUGUCUUCCAAGGCUCCUUCAAUUUCUAUAAAGCCAGCCCCGCCGAAUCUUCUCCUACCGUCGUUUACUAGCACGUAUCGGCUCAAGGAGAGCCCUUCUAUUUUGAAGCAAAUUGCUCGAUUGGUGCUGAGAACACAGAGUUCCUCGCAGAGGCAUGUUUUCAUUACCAAUAACCCUCCCAAGAUCAAGAAAGCUCUGGCUAUCGGCGUCCAUGGCCUGUUCCCUGCCCAGUAUUUGCGUGCCAUGCUGGGGCAGCCGACAGGCACCUCGAUCAAAUUUGCCAAUAACUGUGCUGAUGCCAUCAGGAGGUGGGUCGAUAGCCACGGCUGCAGCGACUGCGAAAUCGAGAAGAUCGCCCUAGAAGGGGAGGGUAAGAUUGGUGAACGUGUGACAAAUCUGUGGAAACUCUUGAUGAACUGGGUAGACCUUAUACGUCAGGCCGAUCUGGUCAUCUUUGCGUGCCAUUCUCAGGGCGUCCCUGUUAGCAUGAUGCUACUCGCGAAGCUGAUUGAGUUGGGCAUAGUGAAGACAGCUAGAGUGGGUGUGUGUGCAAUGGCUGGUGUGUCGUUGGGUCCCUUCCCUGACUACCGGUCAAGUGUUGGCAGGCUUAUGGGUUCAGCUGCUGAGCUCUGGGAGUUUUCUGACCCUAACAGUGAAGUCUCGAAGCGCUUGGAGUCAGCUGUCAAGAUCGUGCUUGCGUAUGGGGCUCGUGUCACAUAUAUUGGCAGUAUGGAUGACCAGCUGGUUCCAUUGGAGUCUGCCAUCUAUGCGCCUGCCCAUCAUCCAUAUAUAUUCCGCGCAGUUUUCAUUGACGGCCGGAUCCAUGCCCCUGAUUUUAUCGCCCACUUAGUCGGCUUCGCCCUUAAACUCCGGAACCUCGGUGUUUCUGACCACGGCCUAAUCCGCGAGCUCUCAGCCCCGCUGGCUGGCAGCCUGUACUCAGGAGAGGGCCACUCGCGGCUCUACGAAGACCCGCAGCUGUACGAUCUGGCAGUAGCGCACGCGCUCGAGACGACCGAUAUCAGCGGCGGCUCCCCUCCUUGCGAGUUUCGUCCGCGCGCCCCGGGCGGUCUGUCGAACCCGAACCCGUACCAUCUGCCGUGGAUCAUGCGCGGCCUGCUCGAGGAGGAGUUCGUCAAGACCGAGCUGGCAACUGAGAUGCGCGAACUCGUCCAGCAGUUUGACGACUGGAAGCCUGUUACUAAGGCAUUGAAGGACGUCAAGUACCGGCUGGAGGCCGUCAGAUCGAAACUGUGA
Thermochaetoides thermophila DSM 1495 is the source of this 2568-nucleotide messenger RNA. RefSeq lists its product as uncharacterized. The coding region runs from base 1 to 2568 and encodes 855 amino acids. The transcript has 4 exons. Lineage: Eukaryota; Fungi; Ascomycota; Sordariomycetes; Sordariales; Chaetomiaceae. The record is from RefSeq and is a predicted model, not a curated record.